Messenger RNA from Hemicordylus capensis (graceful crag lizard), 2940 nucleotides. RefSeq names its product protein phosphatase 1 regulatory subunit 3C (gene PPP1R3C). The coding region runs from base 233 to 1180 and encodes 315 amino acids. The transcript is spliced from 2 exons. Gene Ontology annotation, molecular function: protein phosphatase 1 binding; glycogen binding. Lineage: Eukaryota; Metazoa; Chordata; Lepidosauria; Squamata; Cordylidae. Gene Ontology annotation, cellular component: protein phosphatase type 1 complex. The record is from RefSeq and is a predicted model, not a curated record. Gene Ontology annotation, biological process: regulation of glycogen biosynthetic process.
AAGAAGGCAGCGCCGCGUUUGAUAAGCAGCCGGAGUCGGCUGGUGGGGGCGUUAGUCUGCAUGCGAGGAGUUAGGGAGACUCAGUCACAAAAUCAAAAUAAAGCGUCGUGCGGAGUGAUUUCUCGACUAAGCCAACUAGAAGCCUCGAUUGCCUUAUAUGUGUUCACAAGUUUCCCUGCGUCUUUAUGUUCCUCUCCUCGGGUUUAGUUCUAUUUAACGCAAUCGCACCAGAAUGAUACAAGUCUUGGACCCAAGGCCUCUAUCCAGUUCCAUCAUGCCUGUAGAUGUGGCCAUGAGAAUAUGCCUUGCUCGUUCACCACCUGUGAAGAGUUUUCUCACCCCACUCAAUGAAUAUCAAAGAAGAAACUUUGUGGAUCGAUUUAAGCCUCUCAGACCAUGCCUCAAUGUGAAACGCGAAACUGAAUCUCAAAACAGUGACUGGAAGUGCUCUGCCAGCCGAGCCAAGAAGAGAGUCGUCUUUGCAGACUCGAAAGGCCUCUCUUUGACAGCCAUUCAUGUCUUCUCUGAAUUCCAGGAGAAUCCAGCAUGGGAUCUGCAGUUUGACUUGUUGGACCUCGAAGACAUAACAACUGGCCUAAAACUGCAUGAGGAAAAGAACUUGAUUCUUGGUUUCACUCCACCUUCAGCUGACUACUUAGACUUCCGGAACCACUUGCAGAAAAACUUUGUCUGCUUGGAAAACUGCACCCUCCAAGAACGGGCUGUGUCAGGAACUGUAAAAGUGAAAAACAUGAGUUUUGAGAAGAAGGUACGAGUUCGGAUCACCUAUGACUCGUGGAAAACCAAUUCAGAUGUUGACUGCAUCUACAUGAAUAAUGUGUAUGGAGACUCUGACAAUGAUACCUUCUCCUUUGCCAUUGACUUUCCUCCAGCCAUUCCUACUGAAGAAAAGAUUGAGUUUUGUAUAUUUUACCAAAGUGGUGAGCAGAUCUUCUGGGACAAUAAUGAUGGGCAGAAUUACAAGAUUGUCCAUGCAGAAUGGAAGUCAGAUGGGGUUCAAGCACCAGCAUCACCCAGGAAAGAGUACCAAGUUCUCAAAUCUUCAAGAAAAGCACCUGAAAUGGGCUGUGAGCAGCUUGGCAGUCCUCGGAUAUCUAGUGGCGUGUUUCCCGAAUGGCAAAGUUGGGGCAGGAUUGAAAGCUCCUCUCCAUAUUGGUGAAUGAAAUAAACUAUAGAGGCAUCUGUGGUUAGCAGUUGAACAUUGCUGAUCACCUUCUCAAUAUGUAGGACAAACAAACCUGGAAGGGUUUGCUGACUUAAACAAACAAAACCCAAACCCACAUCUGCUAACCAUACGUUAAAAAAUGAAACCUACCAGCUAUAAACUGAAAGACAAAACAUAUAUGCAAUGAGACUGUUGCCCAAUGUAGAUAUGGCAUGUGUGGCCAAUGAUGAUACAUGGCAUUGUUUCUUUUGUUCAUCUGCCUUAACUGGGUUGGGAUGGAGACAGAGAGACUUCUUAGGAAGAAAUUCUAUGUGUGGUGGCUUUUUUGGAAGCUGUGUUUGUGUGGGGGAUGUUGAGAAGAGAACCUCAAAGCUGUGCCUGCUAUAAGUAUAUACUGGGGACAAAGAGAGGCUGGACUGCCAAAUUUGAGGCUAGACAAAGUGAUAGACAAUUAAGUGUUUAGGACUGUGGUACCCAAUUAUCUCUUUCAGCAGGAACAAAGCAAGGAGAGGGAGAAAGGGGGGAAGAGUUAUAAAGCACUGUAUUAUAGGGAAAAGUAAAGUUGGGAGAAAUCUGCCCUUUAAAAUCCCAUGAGAAGUUCUUCAGGGAUUUGUGAAGAGCAAUAAGAAAACAAAUACUUAAUUUCCAGAAAAUGGAGGGAUUAAAAUAAGGUCGCAACCUUUGUAUCCCAAAGGAGACGUUGUGCCUUUAAGAGCUGCAUUGCAGGUAAAACCUGAACAGGUGCAGUUCCCUCCAUCACUGAGUUGCUGCAUUGGGGAAAGCUGCACAUGUUGAAGUUCUGCCUAUCAAACAGGCUCAGGUGUGUAUAUAAGUGUGUGUCUGAAGAAAGCAAGAGGAAAGAGGCAACCAGAGAGAGAGUGAGGGGGGGUGGGGAGCUGAGAACUAUGUAUAUGUGUAUAAAUAGGCCCCUGCAUAGUUGUGUGUUUGGUUUCAGGAAUCUGUCUUGCAACUUGCUGUACAAUAGGCUGAUUCUGCUUUCAUGAAACACUUGUGCAACCACACUUCACUGGUAGAUUUCUAUCCCAUGUACACAAAGACUAACCAUUACACAAAAUCCUGUCAGCGUCCCAAGAUUACACUUAAUUUUUGUGUCAAGAGAGGGACUGAGUGACUCUUGUGAAAUGCCUUAAUUUGUUGAUGUUGGUCUACUGAUCUUGCCUUGUAAAAGUGUCUCUAUUCUAUCUACCUUGUUGCAGAAUCUAGUAAUAUUUUCCCUCUAACAAUAGCUCUUCACAACAGUGAAAUAAACCUAAGCAAUAAAAGUCCUUCAUAUUGAAGGGGUGGUAUGUAGCUGCACUUCUCAAGCUAAUCAGUUAAAAAUGACAAGAGUAUGCAUCUUGCACAUAAUAUUUUUAUUCACUUUCUCAUACCUCAUUUUUCUUCUGUAGCAUUUACAGAUGCAGAAAGCUUUGUGUGCGUUUGUCACUUUAUAACUGUAGUGUUAAUCUUCUCCAGGUGUAUCUCAUUUUGUAAAUAAGUGUGACUAAUUGACACUGACUGUAUAGGACAAAGCCAAUCAAGAAGCGAAUGCACACAAACCCGUGUUCAUUUGUCUGUUUUGUAGUGGUCGUGAUGUCUAUGGAACAUGCAAAUGACAACAUUUUAAUGUUUGUCACACCAAAACUGAGAUGGGAUUUGCCUUGUAAAAAGGGGGAAAGCCUCUUCCACUUUUUCUACUGUAUUGCACAACUGUGUAAGCAAUUCACUUUAAAAAUAAAUGUGUGUUUUGAUAA